CAAAGAAAGGGGAAGAGCAGGAGCAACACUGUCCAGCAGGAGUGGAAAAAUCAAAGUUGGAGAGAAGGAGUGAAAAAAAAGACAAGGCAGAGGGGGGAAGGAGCCCGAGAGUCUCUGUACAGACCGGAGAGGUGAAAAAAAAGUUUUAACUAGACAAACAAAAGAAGAGAACAGGGGUGAAUGAGAGAGAGGGGUCCUGGCAUUCAGAGAAAACAGGAUGUCGACCCUGCCAUCGGAAAACAGCCUUGAAGAUGCGUACAGCCGCAGCUUCUGGAUGCCUGGGAACUAUCAGCGCACUGUGAAGCGAACAGAAGAUGCUUUCCAGGCCUGUAAUGACAUCGUGGCGUGUUUCCAAGAGAGAGCUCGCGUGGAGAGGCAAUACGCCCAGCAGCUCAGUGAAUGGAGCAACAAGUGGAAGCCAGUGGUGGACUCUAGUCCUCUAUACGGCUCUCUUAUGAAGGCUUGGCAGUGUUUUCUGUCCUCCGCCGACCGGCUGGCCGCCUUACACGCCACCAUCUGUCGCUCCCUGGUGUCGGAGGAUGGAGAUCGGGUCAGGACCUGGCAGAAGGAGACCUUCCACAAGAAGUUAUUUGGAGGCUUCAAGGAGUCCCAUGACGCUGAGACGGGGUUUGCACGUGCUCAGAAGCCGUGGGCUAAAAGACUUAAAAAGCUGGAUAAAGCAAGAAGAGCAUACCAUAAGGUGAGCCGGAAAGAGCAGGCAGCCAGAGAGCGAGAGGCACACACUCAGGGAAACCCUGACGUCUCCAUAGACAAACAGAAGAAGAUCCAGGAGGAAAGAGAAGUGGCUCAACAGGAGGCUGAGAAGGUUCGUGCGCGCUAUGAGAAGGUCCUGGAGGAGGUGAACACCUAUGCUCCUCGCUACAUGGAGGAGAUGGAGUCCGUCUUUGACCAAUCACAGGAGGAGGAGCGCAAGAGGAUUGUAUUUCUCAAACAGGCUUUCCUUUCCAUCCACAAACACCUGGACAUCACCAACAAUGAGAGCGUGCGGGCCGUGUACAACGAGCUCCACAACACACUCAUGGCUAUCGAUGAGCAAGAGGACCUACGCUGGUGGAAAAACACCCACGGGCCCGGCAUGCCGACUGACUGGCCUCACUUCCAGGAAUGGUCACCUGAAAAGAAAACCAAAAAAGGGAAGAAAGAAGUGGAAAAGACAGGAACAAUAGAGAAGAGUGUGAUGAUUGGAGGAGUGAAAGUAAGGGCUCUGUAUGAUUAUGUCGGCCAGGAGACGGAUGAGCUGUCCUUUAAAGCAGGUGAAGAGUUUCUGAAGAUUGAGGAUGAGGAUGACCAAGGAUGGUGUCGGGGGAAGAAGGAUGGUGGGUGGGAGGGGCUUUACCCAGCCAACUAUGUGGAGGUGGUGUAGUGACCGCAUGCAGAUUGAAUGUGAAAGAUCUUGUUAUAUCACCACAUUUCACAGCCUGGAUAAAUAUCAAAAUGUCAAAAACACAAACUCAGCGCUGUAAACUCAAAGUAGCUGUUAGCCAAAGAUGGGGAGUGUGAGCACACGUCGGUGGAUAUUUUGGCGUACAGAGAUUUUUUUUUUUUUUUUUUUAUUAAACUGGUAUAUAAUCUCGAAGGAUUUUUUUUUUGGAUAUGUUUUAAUAUAUACAGUAUGCAUAGACCACUUGUAUUGAAGCCAUAUAAAUAAACAAUGCUUUAAUGUAAAGAAAAAAAACAUAACAUGCUGGAGUGUAAAGGCACACAUCCAUCUGGUGCUGAAAUCAGUAGUGGAGCCAGAAAAUUUUAAAGGGGUGGUCAGGCUGAGACCAUCAUUUCUCAUCGUCUCAAGACUUAUUUUUCUUGCAUGGCAAAUUGCUGCAGGUCAGAUAAUCUCUUUGCUCUCAUUGUGACUGCAAUGAAUGCAACGUAAAGUUCAUUAAAUCGUUACAGUUUUAAUAAGUGGUCAGAUACAUGUGUGUAGGAGCAAUGGCAAAGAGAAAUGGUUUCACAAAAAAAAAAAAAAAAAAAAAAAAAAAAAAAUCAAUCAAGUUCGGCUUACAAAAACAAAACAAAGAAAAUUAAGUUAUGCAGUUGUACAUGGCCCUCUGAUAGUCUGUGGUGGCCAUGGGCCCCCUGGCCCCCCGGGUCGCUCCCCUGACUAAAAUUGCUGUAUAGAGUGCUAUUUUCUUUUAGCUGCUUUUUGUUUUGUUUUUUAAAGCCUCAUGAUAUUAAAAUGCUCACAAAGCCUCACAACAUAUGAAAAAAGUGACGCUAAAACUGUGAUUAUAAUUAUUCCAAAGCAGCCGUACAGUUGGACUCAGCUUAUUAGAUGCAGGAAGUUGUAUCGCCUUUUUGUUUUUGUGGUUUAAAGGAACAGAAUGAAGUUAUGAGAAAUCCUGUGUAACCCUCAGUUGCCCACAGCAAAAGUGUUUUACCCAGAACAGCAUCAACAUGCACCCCAUGAAGUCCAAUGCUGUUUUAGUUUGUACCAAGUUUCCUUAAAAUGGCUUUCAUCACUAUUUUUUCUAUUAAGAAUUUAUCGCUUGUCUAUUUGUGUGUGGUAGGGAUUGAUCCCAGUGGCAAAGCCAGAACAGAACGCAAAGAAUUUUCAAGCAACUGAAUAUUUCAGCUUGCUAGUUUUACUUCUUUUUUCUUGUUCACAGCUUUACAGUUUUGGUUCCCUCUUACUCAAGCUGAGGAAAUGCUCACAGCUGGUAAGAACACUGUAUGUGAUCUUACCAGCACCAACUACAGCAGACAAACAGAGCAUUUGGCAGCUAAAACACCAAAUGUUUCCAGCAAAUGUUGGCAGAGGCUAAAAACACAUCUCUAAAGGUGUUGUUAUAUUGAUUUGUAUUUCCUGAAUUUAUAAUAUACUUUGGUCCUUAAGGACAAAUGCACAAAAAUAUAAAGAAAUGACAUAAAAAAAAUAAUCUAUGCUAACACUUAUUAUAGUAUAAAUACAAUCUUCUUUGUAUAUCUCUUGCCACCAUUGAAGAUUUCAACCGUAUUUAAUAUUUUGGGGGUGUUGCGCUCUCUUCAGUAUAUAUUAUGGUUUAUCAAAAUUAAUUUUGAAGUUCUUGUUUGUCCUUUUCUGCCCUUCAGGGUUAUUGUAUCACUGACCCCAGUCAGUCAGUCCAGGUUUAACACAUUACAUUGUAAUAACGCUGUACUUUAGGAAACCGUUUACAAUGUGAUUUUGCUUCACUCAUUACCUGCCAAGCUGACCUGGUACCUGUUAGAUGUCUAACACUUAUUACAUUAAAAACACACAUUUGGUUUCAGCAGGAAAUUCUAAAAACACUUUAAACCUUGUUACAAAUGUACAAUGGAGGCUGAAGAACUGACUUUUGAUUCAGUGCUGCCCUGACAAACAGUAAAACCUGGUUUCCCUCCACUUCCACAUUAGCAUCCAUAUUCUUACAUACUCACUAUAUUUCAGGAUGGUGGUUCAGUAAACCGCUCAUGGGCUUUCACAAAAGAUGUGGUAUGCGUUUCACUUGAGUGCAAGCUUCAGCCCAAACUAAAAUGUCUGAGUGGGGCUGUUUUAAUACCCCAUUAUAUUUUAUACAGGAAUGUUGUCUGUUUGUGUUUGUCAUACCUUUUUACUUUACCUGUGAUUAUAUAUAUAUUAAAUGUUUCCACAUUAGCCUGAGCUGUUUUCAUUGUCACUUUGGGCAUUAAGUAUCUGCCUAACUACAACAAGCUGUGUGACUGUUAAAUACCGGACCUGUAUACUAGGAUAAAAAUCCAUUUCAAGGAAAGCCUUUUCUUUUUGCCUCACCUGUCUGCUGCCAGCUGGAUGCUUCAUUUUAGGUUCAAAUAUAUUGAACUCUGCAGCACAAGUAACUGAAAACUGUUAAGUUUCAGGGUGUUGCUGCAUCCUGCGUGAAAGCGCCUUCGCACUGAACCUCAGAGUCCCUCCUGGUUUGGAGGUCCUGCCGUGCUUGGCGGCUCUACCACAAUCAAGUAAAAAUGAAGAGUGUAAAGGGCUUUUUACAUCAAAAUGGAAAUGUGCUAAAUGAUGAAAUCUAUUCAUAAUGUUAUUAUUUUGAUUUUUGCACCUUUGAUAGAGGAAAAGUCUUUCUCCAGGUGAGCCCUAUUAUCUGUCAUUAUAGGUCAUAAUGAUCUUUAUUGUUGGACUAAAAUCAUUAAAGCAUUAAGAUGCUUUAAGAAAUGAAUGCUCUGAGCAUGUCAUAGAUCUCUCUCUACACGCUGUUUGGAGAAUAGUAAUAUUUCGUAGCAUGUCACACUGUUCCUUCUGGAUAAUUCCUGUGGAACAACUAGUUUUCUUGUCUGUCUGUAAUAUGUAAUCUUCUGUUAUUAGACUGUACCUAUCACAGAAAGCAUCUUUACCAAAGUGCUGGGUUUGCCUAUUAUAGUAUCUCAAUAUCUGCUGUGUGUCUUUCUUUGUCAUGUAAAUUUAUGAACUUUUAAAU
Messenger RNA from Archocentrus centrarchus (flier cichlid), 4400 nucleotides. Its product is annotated as protein kinase C and casein kinase substrate in neurons protein 3-like. Lineage: Eukaryota; Metazoa; Chordata; Actinopteri; Cichliformes; Cichlidae. Gene Ontology annotation, biological process: regulation of endocytosis; cytoskeleton organization; plasma membrane tubulation. Bases 218 to 1384 code for a protein of 388 amino acids. Gene Ontology annotation, molecular function: protein binding; phospholipid binding. The record is from RefSeq and is a predicted model, not a curated record. The transcript has 10 exons. Gene Ontology annotation, cellular component: endosome; plasma membrane; cytoplasm.